This is a messenger RNA of Setaria italica (foxtail millet), 624 nucleotides long. RefSeq lists its product as uncharacterized. NCBI's taxonomy places the organism in Eukaryota, Viridiplantae, Streptophyta, Magnoliopsida, Poales, Poaceae. The transcript has 2 exons. The record is from RefSeq and is a predicted model, not a curated record. The coding region runs from base 1 to 624 and encodes 207 amino acids.
AUGGGACUCUCAUUCCAUCUAACUGCCGCCCACCAUGUCUUCUCGACCCUCCCUCCCAACCCUCUCUCGGCCAACGCUGUGACAGAGAAGCUUACCAGGAGCAAUCACUCCAUCUGGGAAGCCCAGGUGCUCUCGGCCGUGCGCGGUGCUCGCCUGUAUGGCCAUCUCACUGGUGCUUCUACGCCGCCGGUGAAGGAGAUUGAGGACAAGGAUGGCAAGAAGGUCUCCAACCCUGUGUUCGAAGACUGGGAGGCACGGGAUCAGCAGAUCCUCAGCUUCCUUCUUACUUCCAUCUCUCCGGGCAUCCUCAGCCACAUCGCCAAGACGAAGACGGCGACUGAUGCAUGGGCUAAGCUUGAGGCCAUGUUUGCCUCACAAACCCGUGCGCGCGCGGUAAAUCUGUGCAUCUCCCUCGCCAACACCAAGAAAGGUAACUCAUCUACUAUCGAUUAUUUCACCAAGAUGAAAAUUUUUAGCGAUGAGAUGGCGGCCGCGGGACAACCAAUCACUGAUGACGAGCUGGUUGAGUACAUACUCACCGGCUUGCCCGCGGAAUACAAGUCACUGGUUACCUCUCUUGUCACGAGGGUGGAAUCGGUGACCGUCGACGAGUUGUAUUCAUAG